Gymnodraco acuticeps is the source of this 1348-nucleotide messenger RNA. RefSeq names its product vasohibin 2 (gene vash2). The record is from RefSeq and is a predicted model, not a curated record. NCBI's taxonomy places the organism in Eukaryota, Metazoa, Chordata, Actinopteri, Perciformes, Bathydraconidae. Gene Ontology annotation, cellular component: cytoplasm. Gene Ontology annotation, biological process: regulation of angiogenesis.
CGUUCGUGGUUUUGGGGAUACGAGCAACAGAGAGAGAUAGAGGAAGAACAGAAGGUACCUAGUAGGUCCGUGUUAUCCCCAAUUAUUUAAUCAUGUGAGGGAUUGAAGAAGCUUUUGUUUAAUCAACAACAUGCAACCUGAUGUUCUUUGGAGGUAGAUACCGAGGCUGCUAACGGGAGGAAUGCAGAGAGGAGGUCAUUUCCCCCGGAAUGGGGAGGUGGGAGGCAACGGCCCCCGCAGUGUUGUUAGCUAGCUAGCGAAACAGAAGAACUACUGGAUGGUAUUUUCAAAAUAAGACAAACUGACGAGAACAGGGUUUACUUGGAUUACAUUCUGGGCUUGAAACAUGUAUUCAUACAUGUAAACCUCUUAUAAACAAAUACAUGAAAUGUGUAUGAGUAUUCUGCAACGCUCCGUAGUAUUCUUUCUUGAAAUAAGCGUGAUCGGAAAACAUACCGCUUUUAUUUUGAAGUGGACUUUGCCGUAUUCCUAGCCCAACGGUUGUUAGCUUCUGCUAGCUUGACACAAACAAGCAGGAGUGAAGUUACAAAGCCUUGGACCAAAACAAGACUUUACAUCCUGUCGCUUUGGAAUGAAUGGGACAUACUUUGCUUCACUGAUUGUUAUUCGGAUAAAAUGCCUUUUAAACCGGAGGGACUGUGGAUUAUCUGAAAUCGGAGCCCCAGGGGAAAAUACGGUUUGCUGUGGAAGAUGAACAUGAACUGUCCAACUGUGACAGACAAGAAGAAGCUCUUGUAGCUGGAGGAGGACAGCCUGCCUAACCUUCCCUCCUCCUCCUGGGAUCAAUGACCGGACCCAACUCCCCGAGCCGGGCCGGCACCUCUCCAGCCAAGCUGAGCAGGCAUGGCCGCUCAAAAAGCUCCAGCUCUCACUGCCUGCUCCGCUGCAGCACCCAGGUGGACCCCUCCGCCUCCCCCCCCAAUAACAGCUCCCGGUCCCCUGGGGAGGAAGAGGAGAAGGAUGGAGGGGUUCUUUUCUACGUGAACAGGACUGGUUUCCCCAUUGAGAGUGUAACCUGGGAGAGGAUGUGGUCCCAUGUGGCCGCGGUGCACCCUGAGGGCCACGAGAUGGUGGACAGGAUACAAAAUGCUGCAUACCUUCCCAAGCACCCGGUCCCCUCAGUGCCGACCUUCAAGCCGUCCAUGUCCGUCCCUGAUUGGCUGGUGGCCAUCCAGAACUACAUGAAGGCUCUGCAAUACAACCACACAGGAACCCAAUUCUUUGAAAUCAAGAAGAGCCGUCCUCUGUGUGGGUUAAUGGAGACAGCAAGAGAGAUGAUCAGAGAGUCUUUGCCAAUCAAAUGUCUCGAGGCUGUCAUCUUGGGAAU